Xenia sp. Carnegie-2017 is the source of this 662-nucleotide messenger RNA. Its product is annotated as U6 snRNA-associated Sm-like protein LSm4. NCBI's taxonomy places the organism in Eukaryota, Metazoa, Cnidaria, Anthozoa, Malacalcyonacea, Xeniidae. The record is from RefSeq and is a predicted model, not a curated record. The transcript is spliced from 6 exons. The coding region runs from base 25 to 402 and encodes 125 amino acids. Gene Ontology annotation, biological process: nuclear-transcribed mRNA catabolic process; mRNA splicing, via spliceosome; spliceosomal snRNP assembly. Gene Ontology annotation, molecular function: U6 snRNA binding. Gene Ontology annotation, cellular component: spliceosomal tri-snRNP complex; P-body; U6 snRNP.
UUUCGUGAAACUCUAAAUUCCAAGAUGGUGCUGCCAUUAUCACUGCUUCGAGCUGCACAAAAUCAUCCUAUGCUUGUCGAGUUGAAAAAUGGUGAAACAUACAACGGUCAUUUAGUAAGCUGUGAUAACUGGAUGAACAUUAAUCUUCGAGAAGUGAUCUGCACGGCGAGAGAUGGUGAUAGGUUUUGGCGUAUUCCUGAAUGUUAUGUACGUGGAAGUAACAUAAAGUACUUACGAAUACCAGAUGAAGUUAUUGAUAUGGUGAAAGAAGAUAUCUCUAAAGCUAAAGGCAGAGGAAGACCAGGUCGUGGACGUGGUGGUGGACGAGGAGGUCGUGGUGGCAGUGGUAGAGGUAGAGGUAAACCCAGAAAAGAUCAAGAAGGAGGAGGUGUUGAUAGAUAAACAUGUUGAUGUUAUGUUGUUGUUUACCACUUAUGGUCAUAUCUCACAGAUUUUAAAGAUAUGCUUGUGUGAAAAAUCAUUGAACUUGAGAAAUGACAUUAUUCAGAUACUGCUAACGCAAACUGCAUGUUGUAUGUAUGUCCAAAAAAAUGUAUGUUGUCUUUUCUAUAUUACACCAGUACUCAUAUAUAUUUAAUGGUUUUUCAAAAUGAAAGAAUAUUAAUUUUUACAAUGACAAACAAUAUAUGUAGAUAAUAGUA